AUGAAUCCUGACAAGCUUAAGAAGUUGCAAGAGUCGGUGAGGAUCGGGGGCAAGGGUACACCAAGGCGCAAGAAGAAGAUUGUCCAUCAGACGCCUGGAACAGACGAUAAGAAAUUGCAGUCAUCGCUGAAGAAACUGGCCGUCAAUACGAUUCCCGGAAUUGAAGAGGUUAACAUGAUCAAGAAUGAUGGUAGCGUGAUUCACUUCAACAAUCCCAAGGCUCAGGCAUCACUGGCUGCCAAUACCUUUGCCAUCACCGGUCAUGGAGAGAAUAAGCAGAUUGUCGAUAUGCUGCCAGGAAUUCUCACUCAGCUCGGUCCUGAGGGACUCAAUCAUCUGAAACGUCUGGCCAAUGAUGUGGUCUGCAAUGAGAAGCUCCUCAAUGAAGAGGAAGAUGUUCCAGAACUUGUGGGCAACUUCGAGGAGGUGGCUGAGAAGGAGGCUGCCACUGUUGAGGAGGUCACAAAGAAAACUGAAGAAGUGACAGUAUCUUAGACAGGAGUUUUUCAGGACAAUAGACCGCUAAUAUUUUUUUUUAGAAAUCCGAGCGCGAUUUUUCGAUGAUAUUCAGGAGGUAAUCUCAAGAUUUGCUCCUCGAAAAUUAUACAUAUUCAGCAUUCCUUUCAGAAAAACAGACAUUUUAUUGUAUGGCCUUAGAAUGCCUUUCCGGUGAAAUAAAUUCCAAUAUUUUUUUCUGGUCAA
This is a messenger RNA of Phlebotomus papatasi, 702 nucleotides long. Its product is annotated as transcription factor BTF3 homolog 4-like. The record is from RefSeq and is a predicted model, not a curated record. The transcript has 2 exons. Lineage: Eukaryota; Metazoa; Arthropoda; Insecta; Diptera; Psychodidae. Gene Ontology annotation, cellular component: cytosol; nascent polypeptide-associated complex. The coding region runs from base 1 to 495 and encodes 164 amino acids.